Messenger RNA from Adineta steineri, 1065 nucleotides. Lineage: Eukaryota; Metazoa; Rotifera; Eurotatoria; Adinetida; Adinetidae. The record is from the annotation of a GenBank genome assembly.
AUGUCAUCAAAUAGUACAUCUCCGGUUGCAAGUGAAUCAAAUAAUUCAUCUAGUACAGGAACUGCAUGUGAUGAUCGAACAUGUUCCACAGCUAAAUGUGUAUUAUGUCUUCAUUGUUCUCAACAAUAUUGUUUCGUUCAUUUUCUUAAACAUAAUGAACAAUUAUCACUUAAUGCUUAUAAUUUUACAUUAGCUAUUGAUCAACUUGAAGAACAAAUAAAAAAUCUUAAAUUAGAUGAAUCCCUUCGUCGAACAAUAUAUUCACUUGAUCAAUGGCGUAAAAAUUUAAUUCAAACCAUUGAAUAUGUUUAUCAAGAAAAACUUUCAUCAAUUAAAGCAAAUUAUAUGCAAUUAAGUAAUUAUUUACAACAAUUUCAAUUUGAACAAUCAUCACAUAUUCAAACAUUAAGAAUUGAUCUUGAACAAAUGAAAUUUGUUCGUAGUACUUAUGAUCAAGAAAUGGAUAAAAUUCAAACGACAAUAAAACAAUUACAAAAUAAUUUUUCUGAACUUCAAUAUGAUUUACAAUUAAAAGAACGUCAAACACCAAAUAUCUAUGAUUCAAUUGAAUGUGAAGUAGUAUGGAAACGAGAUCGAAUAGAACAUAGUCAAAAUUCAAUAAUUGGCGAUGGAAGUGAAGAAGAUGAUGAUGAUGUACUUGAUUAUUCUACAACAGGGACAUCACCACCACCAUCAUCAACACCAAGUUCAACAUCCUAUGAACAUUGUUUACUUUCAUUUCUUAUUGGAAAUGAUUCACUAACAUCAACAACAAAUAAAGAUGAGAAAAUACUUUCGUCAGAUAUUAAAAAAAUUUUACCAAUUAAAAAACAAUUAUUAAUUGAGAAAAAACAAAUGAAUAAUACAACAACAAUGAUAUUAAAUAAUAAUAAUAAAAAGAGAAGAAUAUGUAUGAGUUGUGGAAAAUGCUAUCAUCCAAGUAGUUUACAACGACAUUAUCGUCAAUGUAAACGUCAAUCUACUUCUUCAAAAUUACUGGAUGAAACAACAUUAAAAACAGUUACAAAUAUGAUACAUCAACAAUCGAAUUCAGUUGAUACUUAG